This is a messenger RNA of Diuraphis noxia (Russian wheat aphid), 1137 nucleotides long. RefSeq names its product zinc finger BED domain-containing protein 1-like. Lineage: Eukaryota; Metazoa; Arthropoda; Insecta; Hemiptera; Aphididae. The record is from RefSeq and is a predicted model, not a curated record.
AUGGGAAGAAAACAAGAUCCGAUCCGUAAAUAUUUUAAAAAAGUCGGUAUUGAUGAAAAGCGUCAAUCGUGUAAGUUUUGUUCAAAAGAAUACAAUUUAAACGUGAACAAAAUGAAAUCACAUUUAUUUAAAUGUCUACAAUGCCCAAAAGAAACUAAAAAGAAAUUUAAGCAGAGCACAAUUCAAAUAUCAACUUUGGAUGUAGAUGCAUAUGAUGUUAUUAAUGACCAAGUUCAAGUUCAAUCAACAUCAAAAGAAGUUCCCCAAUUACAAAUCCAGCAGCACUCAGAAAACUUCAGCAGGUUUUUUGACAGAAUGGAUAAAGGGGAAAAUGUACGUUUGAAUGAAAAACUUGCUUUGGCCAUCAUCGUCAGUGGUUCUCCAUUAUCAAUGACUGAGCACCCACUUUGGAUUGACUUUUUUAGGCAAAUUCGACCAACCUUUAAACUACCUUGUCGAAAAUUUAUAUCUACAGUUUAUGUGGAUAAAGUGUAUGCUGAAAUGCAGAGUAGUAUUACUCAUGAUCUUCUUGAGGCAAAUGAUUUACAUAUUCAACUGGAUGGAUGGACCAAUAUAAAUAAUGAUGGCAUAAUAAACUUUGUUAUUUGUAAACCAGAACCAUUGUUUGUCAAAUUUCUGAACACCAAAGAUAACCGUCAUAAUGCUGAAUUUUUAAAAAACCAAAUUGUUGAAAUAAUUGAAACAUAUGGUAAGGAAAAAUUUUUUGUCAUUAUAGGGGAUAAUGCUGCUAAUGUUAAGAAAUCAUUUGAACUGGUAAAAAAUGUGUGUAAAGGGAUUCAACCACUGGGAUGUGCAGCCCAUGGUUUACAUCUCUUAUGUUCUGAUAUUUUUAAAGUAAAUUCAGUUAGUGAAUUCUUGAAACAAAACUCUAGUAUUGUUAGUUCUAUAAAAAGAUCACAAUUAUUAUCUUCUGUCUUCAAAAAACACCAAAAAAUUAAAGGCAUUAAUGUUCAAUUGAAAUUGCCUGUCAAAACCCGUUGGGGGAGCUUUCUAUUUUGUUUGGAAAGUUUGAUGAAAAAUAAAAGUGUUUUACAGGCCUUGGCAGUCGAUGACACUAUUCCAAUUUCAUUAUUAAGACCUAUCAAAUUGACAUUAYUUGAUGAUUCUAAAUUUUGA